UUCAUUACUGACCCCUCGGUUUGCAGCCUCUGACACCUGAUCAAUAGCUUCAGAAGAACACAUGGAAAAUAGGAACAAUGUGACUGAGUUUGUCCUCCUGGGGCUUACACAAAACCCUGAGAUGCAAAAAGUUCUAUUUAUCCUAUUCUUACUCAUGUAUAUUGUGACAAUAAUGGGUAAUCUGCUUAUCAUGGUGACCAUUGCAGCCAGCCGAUCACUGGAUUCCCCUAUGUACUUUUUUCUGUCUUCUUUAUCAUUUAUAGAUGCUCUUUAUUCUACCAUCAUUGCUCCCAAAAUGAUCACUGACUUCCUUUAUGAGAAAAAGACUAUUUCCUUCCAGGCUUGUAUGACUCAAGUCUUUAUAGAUCAUUUAACUGCUGGUGCUGAAGUCAUUCUUCUGGUGGUGAUGGCCUAUGACCGAUAUGUAGCCAUCUGCAAGCCUCUUCAUUAUUUGAUCAUCAUGAAUCGGAGGGUAUGUGUCCUCAUGCUGCUGGUGGCCUGGACUGGAGGCUUUCUGCACUCACUGGUUCAAAUUCUUUUUAUUUAUCAGCUCCCUUUCUGUGGCCCCAAUGUCAUUGACAACUUCCUGUGUGACAUGUACCCUUUACUGAAACUUGCUUGCACUGAUACCCACCUCAUUGGACUCUCUAUGAUAGCUAAUGGAGGGGCCAUCUGCACUGUUGUCUUCUUCAUCCUCUUAGUGUCCUAUGGGGUCAUAUUACACUCCCUGAAGACUCAUGGUUCGGAAGGGAAUCACAAAGCCUUCUACACCUGUGCAUCCCAUAUAACUGUGGUCCUUUUAUUCUUUGUUCCUUGUAUCUUCCUGUAUGCAAGGCCCAAUGUCAACUUUUCCAUUGAUAAAUCCAUGAUGGUGGUCGUAACUUUCAUAACUCCUAUGUUGAACCCUUUAAUCUACACCCUGAGAAAUUCAGAAAUGAAAAAUGCCAUGAGGAAACUCUGGAGUAAAAAUGCGACCUUAGUUGGAAGAGGGGGUUUUCCAUCACGUAGGAUGUGA
Molecule: messenger RNA, 1015 nt
Organism: Cervus elaphus (red deer)
Lineage: Eukaryota; Metazoa; Chordata; Mammalia; Artiodactyla; Cervidae
Product: olfactory receptor 4A15-like
Exons: 1
Coding region: 62-1015 (317 amino acids)
Biological process (GO): G protein-coupled receptor signaling pathway
Cellular component (GO): membrane
Molecular function (GO): G protein-coupled receptor activity; olfactory receptor activity
Source: RefSeq, a predicted model, not a curated record